AUGCUAACAGCACUUGGAUGUCUCCCAUCAAUUCGUCUGACCGUUUACCGUGGAGUUAAGCUCCAUCUAGUCGAUGAGUAUCCAGUGGGACAAACAUUUGUCUGGUGGUGCUUCUCGCCAUGUACAUCAUCAGUCACAACUCUACAAUCAGAACAAUUUCUUGGCAAAACUGACACAAGAAUAAUGUUUAUUAUCGAUUGUUGUAGUGGAAACGAUAUUCGACGACAUUCUUAUUUUGAAACAGAAAAUGAAGUUCUUCUUCCUGCCGCGAGACAAUUCAAAAUUGUGGGUUAUCUUGAUUCAGGUAACGAUCUUCAUAUCAUUCAACUUCAAGAAACUGAAGCACUAUUUCAUCUUAUCGAGUUGGUACCUAAAAUGAGCACAACAGCCAUUUCCCAUAGCAAUCAACCAGAGAUUCUCACGAAGUCUACACAGUAG
Messenger RNA from Rotaria socialis, 438 nucleotides. The record is from the annotation of a GenBank genome assembly. NCBI's taxonomy places the organism in Eukaryota, Metazoa, Rotifera, Eurotatoria, Philodinida, Philodinidae.